Messenger RNA from Trichoderma atroviride IMI 206040, 1403 nucleotides. Its product is annotated as mitochondrial 37S ribosomal protein mS38. The record is from RefSeq and is a predicted model, not a curated record. NCBI's taxonomy places the organism in Eukaryota, Fungi, Ascomycota, Sordariomycetes, Hypocreales, Hypocreaceae.
CAGCGCUCGAAUCAAGCCCCCUCCUCCAUCUUCUUCCUCAUCCAGCAUUAUUCCAGCACCCCGAAUCCGGCGACACAAUGUUGCCUUUGUCGGUGCGGCGUGCGGUGGCCUCUGCUCCUCAAGGGGCUCUCGCCGCGUCGGCCCCAAAGAUCACAGCCUCGAGCUUCAUUCUCAACCGCCCCCAACGGCGAUUCUCCUCGUCAAAACCCUCGAGAUCCGACGAGCCCAACGGAAUCGCGGCUCGCCAGUCUGUACCAGCCUCAACAUCGUCUCGCGGAGAGGGCAAGGGCAGCAGGAAACGAAAGCCCAAAGAAUCGACUGAUCGAGAUGCGGCCUUCAAAAAGCUACCUAGCGUUCCCAGCACUCACCACAUGUCUCAAGAAGCCCUGAGCCUGUCCAGCUUCUUCUCGCUCCACCGUCCUAUUUCCGUCACACAGACCAUGCCCAGGAGUGUUACGGACGAGCAUUUUGCAACCAUCUUUGCCCCCCGAACAAGAUCGAACAAGAUACGGGACACUGUAUCCACGCUCUCCGAUACCAUCGAUCAGCUGGAAGGUCCCAUGGCUCAGGUGACAAUAGGAGGCCAAGACCAGGGAGCUAGCGACGGUAUGCAGAGAGUUGACGUGAAGAACCCUGAUGGCACUGAGUCAAGCAUCUACCUGCAAGUCGACACCAUGUCUGGAGAAUUCUUGCCUUUCCGCCCACCCCCGCUACCCGAAGCGCAGAAAAACGCCGCAGUUGAUGGAUUUGCUGCUGAAGCUGAGGCUUUGGAGGAUUCUCACCACCGGGUGUACAAGGCCAUGUUCACCAUUGAGGAGUCAACCGAGCCGGACGGCCAGAUCAGGAUCAUUGCCCACAGCCCGCGAAUUAUCCAGGAUGGCCAGCCCCGGAGCUUCUUGGAGCGCCUAGCUCUCCGUCAACUGCGAUUUGAUCAGACUCGUGGCAACCGUGACCUCUAUGCUAUUAGCGUUAAGCGGCAACGAAAGCUCAAGAUGAAGAAGAAGAAGUAUAAGAAGCUGAUGAAGAAGACAAGGAACCUGCGCCGUAAGCUGGAUCGUACUUAACGGGUUGUGUUUGGGUUUGUGGUAUAGACUUUCAUCAUUUGAGGUUAUUUUUUUUUCCCGUUUUAUAUUGCGUUGGGAUUUGGUAGGUUCUUGGGUUGGUGUCUGGUCUGGCGGUUGAUUAUUUUUUUGGUCAGCCAUAAGUUACGCAUCGCGAUCCCGAGACUUUUCCUCUUCCAUAGACUCGAGAUGAUAACAGUUUGUCAUAUGCCGUGGUGCAUGACUGGGGGGACACGACUGUUUCCCGUUAGAUCGAUGUAUGUAAAUUAGUAUGAAUAAGAUGAACAUGUAGCAACAGUGCUUGAUCGAUAGGACUUUGCGACUAAUCUAUAUGAGUGCUUG